AUGAACGAGGUGUUCAUUGAAGAUUCUGGUGAGCUUGAGGAAAAAUGGAUGCCUGAAUCAGAAGAAAUAAUCCAAGAAGAUGAAGUUGUCGACAAAAUCCAGGAAGCAAAUGAUGAGCCGGAACUGGUUAAAGAUAAAUCGCCGAUCACCGAUAUUUUUCUUCGCAGCGGGAAACUUCCUAGUAACGGAAAAGGUGGUGAUAACAGAACUUGGAGUCCCAAAUUUAUCAACUUGUCGCUGGAAAUGCUUAUUAAAGGAGAAACAGCAAGUAGCAUCCACAAUUUCUUUAAAACGACAGCAAAGUAUUAUCCCGAGCUUCUGGGCGAAGAAAAAAGAGUUCCAUCGCCUGACUGGUUUGAGCGACUUCGUGAUUCAUUGAAGUAUUUGAACGAAGAGCACACCAAAGAUGUCAUUCUUAAAGGCAAACGAUUCCACCUCGCAAGUGACGGCGCAGCCAUGUUAGAUGCAUCCAAAACGAUUUCAGUCGGGCUGAUAGACGAGUCUGGCAAGCUUCAUCUCAUCGGAACCGAGCGUUCGAUCGGAGGUACAAGUCAAAUAAUUGCCGACCAAAUGAUUGCGAUCAUAAACAAGACCAGUUUGGGACGAGUCAUCGGCGAGAAGAUUGAUCUCCUUAUGUCUGACCAGCAGUCAGCUCAAAUCAACGCAAACGCAAUCGUUGCAGAAAAACUGACGCGGGAAAUCAACAAGGAAGCACCUCCAUCACUCUUUUGUGCGAUGCACUGCGUUUCGAACUGCGACAAGAACAGCUGUUCUGCGUUAAAAGAGGUCAAUGAAGAAGCAUUUACCUUACUGGAACUUGUGAAGAGUGUCUUCGGAAAACCAGAAAAAUUUGGGUACGUCCAACAGGAUGGUCGCCGAUCGCUUCAGCUGCUUCUUAAAUACGAUUUGGAGAGCACCAGAACAAAGAUUUUCUCUCACGAUCUAGGUAACUUCCUUCGAAUGAUUUUUCUCAAUUAA
Messenger RNA from Oikopleura dioica, 978 nucleotides. The record is from the annotation of a GenBank genome assembly. NCBI's taxonomy places the organism in Eukaryota, Metazoa, Chordata, Appendicularia, Copelata, Oikopleuridae.